GACGAGCUGGAUCAGCUGACACCAGCCUGCUUCUCCUUUUGAUGCUCUUCCUCCUCCAUCGACCGUCAGCGCUUCUCGGAUCAGUAUUUUGUCGCUAUCUUCGCGUCGCUGGCAUCUGGUUUGAGGUCUGAGCCCAGUGAGCCUCGCUGGUCCAGCAGGUUACGGCCGGAUCGAUGCUGCUAGAGUGGAUGAUGAACGGACACGCCAUUCUUUACACGGGGGUCACUUUGGCCUUCUGGACCACCAUACUAGUCGUCGGUAUCUGCUACACCAUAUUUGACCUUGGAUUCCGCUUUGAUGUGGCAUGGUUCCUGACGGAGACCUCUCCCUUCAUGUGGGCCAACCUGGGCAUCGGUCUGGCCAUCUCUCUGUCUGUGGUCGGAGCUGCCUGGGGGAUCUACAUCACUGGCUCGAGCAUCAUCGGCGGUGGUGUGAAGGCUCCACGGAUCAAGACUAAGAACUUGGUCAGCAUCAUCUUCUGUGAAGCUGUUGCAAUCUACGGGAUCAUCAUGGCUAUUGUCAUCAGCAACAUGGCCGAGAGCUUCAGCGGAAACACCCCCGAGACCAUCGGGUCCAGAAACUACCAGGCUGGCUACUCCAUGUUCGGCGCCGGCCUGACCGUGGGCUUUUCCAACCUUUUCUGUGGAAUCUGUGUCGGCAUCGUGGGCAGCGGAGCGGCUCUGGCGGACGCCCAGAACGCCAGCCUCUUCGUCAAGAUCCUCAUCGUGGAGAUCUUCGGCAGCGCCAUCGGCCUGUUCGGCGUCAUCGUGGCUAUUCUGCAGACGUCGAAAGUAAAGAUGGGCGACUAGAAGACGCGCUGAGAAGAGAAGAACACUGCUGGAAUAUUAAGAUGGAUUAUUGUGUAAAUACAUCGUAAAUUAUUUAAAUGUCUCUAUUGGCCUGGUGUUGUUUUUAAACCGUCGUUCAUGCAGGAGUGGUUCACGCUCGCUCUGCUGUCUGGAGGGAGACGUCAAUGUUGGAUAAGGGGAACAAAAAAAAGUGCUUUUAUUCAGUGGAAAUGUAAACGUUGUGCCGGGUUCUAGGUGGAGGCUCGUCUCCUCACAGCAGAGACGCUCGCUCUCUGAACUCCUGGAGAGGUCCGGCACGUUUCCACGCCGUCCUUUAUUUCUCACCACUCUUGUUGAAUGCUGGUUUAAAAAUAACACCAGAGUAUUUGAAAAUAUUUCUGUGUGCGUGUGUGUGUGUGUGUAUGCGUGUGCGUGUGUGUGUGUGUGUGUGUGUAUGCUGGACGUGUGAUCUUUUUUUUUUUUCCUUCUUCCUGUGAAGCAUGAGGUUGUUUAUCAUUGUGUUGGUAGCCUGGUCUGUCUGUCGGUCGCUUGGUCAGUUUUUAUGUCUUCUUUGCUCAUAAGCAUGUGGUCCUUCAUCCACACAGAGUCUUUAUCUACAAUCAUGACUGAAGUCACAGUCGUUUGCUUUUUGGGAGGCCCGAUAGAUCUGCAGUUUGUUUCCUUAGCUUUGGAAAAUGCUACGAUGUCGACGUUUGAAUCCUCCCGAUCAUAACCGGUAGUCAGAACUCCCCGCUAGAGAUCCGUCCUGUCCCAGCUGUGAUCCUUUCCUGUAGUUGUGCGUAGAUGAAUCCUCAUGAAGGAUGUAGGAUUGUAGCGUGUCGGUUCAGAGGAAGCCAAAAUAAAUCUUUGCCCAACGUCAGCGUGAAAGUGAACUUUAGGAAAUCUAAAGUGUCUAAGCCGCUCUCCUCUUUAACCUCCCAUGAACCCAGACAGGAAGUGAGGAUCUGUUUAGUCACCAUUAAGUAUUACCAGCUGGUCUGUUUCCCAAAACGAUGGACUCUCUUCCAUCAUCGCAGGUUUUAAACGCUCUUAUUUUACACAAACAUGUAGUUCUACGAGUCGCCGUGUUACUUCAUGUUUUAGUAAACUCUUGUUUUGAAUGUAAAGGUUGAUGUUUGACUGCUGAACAUCUGUUUUCUAACAUUCCUUUGUUUGUGGGUAGAAGGUAAAAGCAGGCGACGUUAGCCUCCUGCAGCAGAGCCGUCAUCACAGCUCGUACAGAUGUUCUUCAGCUGCUGGUUUCAGUGUUUACAUGCGUGUUUAUUCCUCCUGAUCGUUUGGCUUCCAGCUGCCAGUAGAACGUAGACGCUGCAGAGAGCGACUCGCUGAGUUCGGUGACAGACCACGGCUCGUUGUGACUCGUCUCAUAUCUUGUGAUUUUUCCUCCUUUGAACCAAACACGGGGAUACGUGUCUGUAGAACAUGUAUAACUGGACUCACGGCGGUGUCGGAGCAGCGACACCGUCUUUGUCCCUGUAAGUAAUGAAAUCCAAAAGGCCGUGGUGGACCCGGUUCUGGACCGGACCCGCGGCUGUCAGUGACUGUAGGUGGUGCUGUGUGUGCGUUAUGUUGACGUGAUGGUGAUCAGCUGAUUAACUCAUUGUUUUUUGACAUGUUGUGUAUUAUAAUAACAAAAUCAGAUUUUCCUUCCGGCUUCAUAAAUGUCCUCGAAAAUAAAAAUGGUUCAGUCAAGA
Stegastes partitus (bicolor damselfish) is the source of this 2503-nucleotide messenger RNA. RefSeq names its product ATPase H+ transporting V0 subunit b (gene atp6v0b). The transcript has 8 exons. Gene Ontology annotation, molecular function: proton-transporting ATPase activity, rotational mechanism. The record is from RefSeq and is a predicted model, not a curated record. Gene Ontology annotation, cellular component: proton-transporting V-type ATPase, V0 domain. Bases 174 to 809 code for a protein of 211 amino acids. Lineage: Eukaryota; Metazoa; Chordata; Actinopteri; Pomacentridae. Gene Ontology annotation, biological process: proton transmembrane transport.